This is a messenger RNA of Lates calcarifer (barramundi perch), 1373 nucleotides long. It is a transcript of the gene sdr39u1, whose product is annotated as short chain dehydrogenase/reductase family 39U, member 1. The coding region runs from base 138 to 1046 and encodes 302 amino acids. NCBI's taxonomy places the organism in Eukaryota, Metazoa, Chordata, Actinopteri, Centropomidae. The transcript has 6 exons. The record is from RefSeq and is a predicted model, not a curated record.
GAACGCCGAUUGGUCCAAAAGUGCUCAAACCAACUCAUUGACAGACACAAGACAGAGCGGUGCAGUCAGAGACAAACGGUGUAACGUGUUGCGACGUUCAGUGAUUUAAUUCAGAAGUGGACUGAAAUUUGGUAACCAUGAGAGUCCUAAUAGGAGGGGGAUCUGGGUUUGUGGGCCGUGAGCUGACUCGCCUGCUCAGAGACAAAGGUCACGAGGUUACAGUAAUAUCUCGCCAGUCUGGUCCAGGAAAAAUAACAUGGAGUGAGUUGGAGUCUUGUGGCCUUCCACCAUGUGACGGUGCAGUAAACUUGGCUGGAGAGAAUCUCAUGAACCCACUACGAUGGUGGAACGAAAGCUACAAAAAAGAUUUGUUCUCCAGUCGCAUUGACACGACAAAAGCUCUGGCUCAAGCCAUUGCUGCAUCCCCCAGUCCCCCUCACUCCUGGGUGCUGGUAUCUGGUGUAGCUUGUUACAAACCCAGUCUGACAGCUGAGUAUACAGAAGACAGUGAAUGGACACCAUUUGACCUCCUUUCCAAACUCGUCAAAGAGUGGGAGGCCUCAGCACUUCUUCCUGAGAAUGUGGUGAAAACCACCAAACAAGUCGUCAUCAGGCCUGGGGCAGUGCUGGGUCGCGAUGGUGGUGCCAUGAAGCAAAUGCUGCUGCCCUUCUGGCUCGGCCUCGGGGGCACUCUGGGGUCAGGCAGACAGCCGUUUCCUUGGAUCCACGUCUCGGACCUGGCAGGGAUCAUUGCCCACGCCCUGGAGCCGCCUACCGACACUCCGUCCCCUUCACAGCAAGUGUUUAAUGGGGUUGCUCCUGCGCUGAACACCAACUAUGAGUUCACUAAAGAAUUGGGCCGGGUUCUGAGGCGGCCCACCAUUUUACCUGUGCCAGGCUUUGUCAUGAACACCCUGAUGGGCUCUGAGAGGGCUGUGGUCCUCACGCAGGGUCAGAAAGUCAUACCAAAGAGGACUUUAGCGGCCGGAUUUCAGUACAAGUACCCGGACUUGACCUCAGCCCUAAAGGAGAUUGCUGGGAGUUAACAGAUUUUGGAAGAAUGUGUGCUGGCCUUCAUAUGUACUGUAUCAUGUAUGGAAUCAUUAGUGUCAAAAAUAACAAUUGAACAAGAACUCAGGGUCAUAAACAGGUAAUGACACAUUGCUGUAAAUCCCAUUCUUCAGAUCUGUGGACUGCUUGGAAAAUGUUUAUGAAUCAGGUUUUACAAAGUGCUUCUCUAAACUUUGAUCAGUACACCCAUAGUGUAAUCAUUCCUUCAUAAACACAUUCAUUUAAACAACAGGAAGUAACUGUGAAAAUCAGUGGUUCUUUUGAAUUUUGAAGUCCCUCAUUAAAAGGAUGAUAUUUAUUCA